Molecule: messenger RNA, 3155 nt
Organism: Maniola jurtina (meadow brown)
Lineage: Eukaryota; Metazoa; Arthropoda; Insecta; Lepidoptera; Nymphalidae
Product: T-complex protein 11-like protein 1
Exons: 10
Coding region: 341-1816 (491 amino acids)
Biological process (GO): signal transduction
Source: RefSeq, a predicted model, not a curated record
UCUGUGUUUGACAUUAACAUCUCCAAAAUUGACAAGUAAACGAAAAUAAUUAAUAUAUUUUAAAACAAAAAAUCCUCUAAAAAUAGACAUUGAAAACGUGUAAUUAUUAGUGUUGAUGAAUCGUUUAGGUUUGUUGAAUAAUAUUUCUAGUGAAAAGUAUAAGUUUGCGAUUGUAUCCUUUGUUCCAAAAGUAAGGUUAUGUUACGAAAGAGCAUCAAAACAAGGUGAUUCACUUCGCAUGAUAUUGAAGUUUUGACGGUGUAACGGUUAAGUGGGCAUCCGUAUAUGGGUUGAGAAGGUAUUAUCUUGUACCUGGCUCAGUUUGUAAAAGGAUUUCAUCAUGGGUGAUCGCGAGAAGCCUAGCGGAUCGGAGUCGCAAGAUGACAAAGGAAAGGACAAUAGAAUGCCUUCGCAGCCUAUGCCUACUGGUUCAAGUGGCCCCAGCUUCUUUGCAAAUGAGCCAAUCCAGUUCCGAGUUCGAGGUUCAACCAUCACAGGGGCGUCACCACCUAAGUUUGUUACUCUUGAGGAGAUAAUGAAGGCUGCACAUGGUAUGCAGAAUAUGGCUCUGGCACAUGAAAUUGCUGUUGACCAGGAUUUCAAGUUAGAACCAUUUGAGCCACCAGAUAAUAGCUACCAGAAGUUAGUAAAAGAAACAAUGCACAAAGCAUAUUUUGAUAUACUAAGAGAAGAACUUAAUUCCGACCCUCCAGAGUACAAACAAGCUCUUGUACUUCUUGAGGAUGUUAAACAGGGUCUCUUUUCAAUACUCCUACCACGUCAGACUCGCAUAAAAGAAAUGAUUGAAGAGGUAUUGGAUACAGAGUUCAUCAAGCAGCAAGCAGAGAAUAACAGUUUGGACUUCAACAAAUAUGCCAACUAUGUGAUAGACCUGAUGGCCAAGCUCGCUGCCCCAGCCAGGGACGAGAUGAUACAGGAUAUUACUAAACUUACUGAUACUGUGGACAUUUUCCGCGCUAUCCUGGAAACCCUGGAGGUGCUUGAGCUGGACCUGGCCAACACGCUGAUAGCCAUGAUCCGCCCCCACGUGCAACAGGAGAGCGUCGCGUAUGAACGGACCAAGUUUGACGAGAUGCUCAAGGUUUCUGAAGAUGGCUUACGAUACACCCGAGAAUGGCUGCAGCGGCACAUUGACAAGGUGGAACUAACUUUGCCCGUGACAGAUACGAAUGUCAUAAGGAAUGUCACCGCGCAAACUUUAGCUAAGGCGUACUUGGAGCUUUUAGAGUGGGACAACUCUAAGAAUUAUCCUGAAACUGUGAUACUAGACAAGCCUCGCUUCACGGAAUUGGGUACUCAAGUGUACCGGCUGAUAUGUGUGACGUCACUAAUCCUGCUGAGCCCGUCUUGCGGCGCUGACCAGCAAGGCCAGCACAAACAGCGGCUGAAGGAGAAGCUGUUCAUCAUACUGGACAACACAAGUAAUGACAUAGAACUAAAAGUGAUCCUCCCAUCCGUGGCUGAAGAAGUGAUUCUCAUGACAGAACAACUGCUAGAAACUCUCAACCAAGAGCCGCUAACUAGCGAAACCAAGGAGCUCAUCAAAACACAGAUCUUAUCCCUGAGGGACCCAGAGCAUCGAGUCAGACAGAUUGUCCGUCAAAGGGUCCUAGAGUUCCUCAAGAUGAUCCUAGUGUGUGCGGGCGGCUCGCGUCAGAUCCCUGUGGGUCUGUCCGCUGUGACCGCAGAGUUGACCGCCGUAUCCGGAACCCUACUGCGAUACGUCAUGCAUAACAAAGCGGUCUUCACCAAACACUACCUGGACAUCGUCGAGGAAGAACUGAGCAAAAGUUAGGAUUGUCUACUCCGGUAUCAUACUGAGGACUUGCACCAUUACCACGGACAUGUCUCCACAUACACAAUUUGACCGUCAAUUACGUAAAUGAACGCAGAACUACUAUAAUUACGACAGUAAAUAUUACAAAAGAGAAUACAGAAAAUAUUUAGGAUGCAUAAUAAAUAAUAAAAACGAUCUUCACUAAAUACCUACUCACUCGAUAUUGUCGGGAAACUACUGAGCAAAAGCUAGGGAAGUGUAGACUCGAAUCUGGAUGUUUGUAGACAACGUAUGACAUUAUAACACAAAUUAACAAAAUAUAUAAAUAAGUAAUGAAAAAGAUACACAGGCUCAUUCUGUUUACAUAUUAUACAAAGGUUUGUAACCUUUGUAACUUUGAAAAUUUACAAAAAUCCGACAAACCACAAACAGAUGUUAGCUUCUAGCGCGUGUCUACAAAAUUUCUUUGAUUCUGAUUGAUAAACAUUAGAACAAGAAUCAAACUUGGUUUGUAUACAGCGCGCUUGAAAUAGACUCCUGUUAGUGAUGGACUGAAAUGAAAUCAAAUCAGAAAGCCAAGAAGAGUUCUUUCAAUGAAAUCAGAAAGUUAAGAUGAUUGUAGACUAGCAUUUUUUACAUUUUACUUACAACAAAUUUUUAAUAAGUUUAGUAAUAAUAAUAAUCAUUGCUUUAAGAUAGUGAAUAAUUGAAAAUGUUUAAACUUAAAACUUAAAUUGAUUAAGUUUUUAUGGGAACAUAAAAAUAACCUUAUUUUUAACCCACAACAAGUCACUGAUGUUGGUUGCCCUAUCCCUGUUCCAAACGUUAAAAUCGGUUAGACAGAUGGGUCAUAAAAAAACUAGCAGACAGACAGAUAAACGUAGGUACUUAUAAUAUUAGUAUGGAUUUAUGAUGUACCACUUUAGAAAGUUAUUUUCAUAUCAUGAGAUUUUAGUAAAUCAGUAUUUCAAAUUGGACCUAAUAAAAUUAAAUUUAUAUUUAUAUUGAACCGUUAGGAUACAUUAUUUAUUGAUUAUACAAAAGGAAUGUUUUAUAGAUAAGUACAAAAUUACGAGCCAAAAUCACAAAAAUACUUAUUAAAAAAAUAAACGUAGCUACCUACCUUCUUUUCAAUUAUUUGAAUAGGUCAAUAUUUUAUUGUAAAACGAUUUUUUGUAAUACUUGUAAACCUUUGAACAUGUUGCAACUUGCAACUAUGCAUUUUAUUGCAUUCCCAUUUACCUACAUAAUAAUUUAAAUUAACAUCAUUUAUUAUGUGUGAACUAAAUGAUUGUAUUGGAAGACGUGUAAUGUUUUUUUAUGUGCAAUAACUAAUAAAAUAUAUGGGUAUACCGAA